CGCUACGUAUAGAAUCGGACCUCCACCGGCGUUUCCUCCCGAUUUCGUCGUCGCCAAGGAAGUCCGAUUCCAGAUCGAGAAUUCGAGAUCUGUAACGGAGUGGAAGCAGCUGAUCGCCGUCGUCGAUACCAAUCCGUCAUCAUGAUUAGCGGAGGCCUUCUCAAGAUCUACCCCUCGGAGCUGAAAUUGCCUUUCGAGAUGAAAAAACAAAGCUCUUGUAGUAUGCAGCUGACCAACAAAACAGAUCAUUAUGUUGCUUAUAAGGUUAAAACAACUAGCCCCAAAAAAUACAGUGUGCGACCAAACAUGGGAAUUGUCCAGCCGAGAUCAUCAGUUAGCAUAACAGUGACAAUGCAAGCUCAGAAGGAGGCUCCACCUGAUUUGCAGAGCAAAGACAAGUUCCUAAUCCAAAGUGUUGCAGCAGAUGAAGGAACCACAACCAAGGACAUAACCACUGAAAUGUUCAAUAAAGUACCCGGUAAAGUUGUCGAGGAGUUUAAGCUACGCGUCAUUUAUAUACCUGCUAAUCCUCCCUCACCAGUUCCAGAGGAAUCAGAGGAAGGAGGUUCCCCACAUUCUUUCAUGUUAGACAAUGAAGUUCAGAGUUCAACAUUACUCGAUGCUGCAUCAAGAUCAUUGGAAGAACCUUCUAGAGAACAUGAGGUGGAAUCAUUAGCUCAAAAGCUGACUGAGGAGAAGAAGUAUGCACUUCAACAAAAUCAGAAAUUACAACAAGAGUUGGAACUGAUUAGAAAACAGCAAAGCCGCGGUGGUGGUUUCUCUGUUUCAUUUGUUGCGGUCGUGGCUUUCUUGGGCAUCAUCAUAGGCUAUCUCAUCAAAAACACAUAAAAGCAGGAGUUUCUCUUAAACCAGAGUUCAGUGCUUGCCAUGAGCGCAUCUAGCAGAUUCUUCUUUUCCCUUAAUGAUGAGGAUUGUGCUUAUUUUUUGAAACAAUGAAAAGGAUCGGUUUGUGCGAGUUCAUUCUUUAUAGUCAAACAAAAUAAUCCUUUGUUGGAGUCUGAUUUGGGGAUUUAAUUAUCUUGUAUUCUUAAAAACAUCUUCAUGGUUUGCAUUUAUAAAACAGAAUGUUUCCCUUUUA
Messenger RNA from Zingiber officinale, 1099 nucleotides. Its product is annotated as vesicle-associated protein 1-3-like. NCBI's taxonomy places the organism in Eukaryota, Viridiplantae, Streptophyta, Magnoliopsida, Zingiberales, Zingiberaceae. Gene Ontology annotation, cellular component: plasma membrane; endoplasmic reticulum membrane. The coding region runs from base 142 to 849 and encodes 235 amino acids. The record is from RefSeq and is a predicted model, not a curated record. Gene Ontology annotation, biological process: endoplasmic reticulum membrane organization. The transcript has 8 exons.